This is a messenger RNA of Pogoniulus pusillus (Red-fronted tinkerbird), 6261 nucleotides long. RefSeq names its product zinc finger matrin-type 3 (gene ZMAT3). The record is from RefSeq and is a predicted model, not a curated record. Lineage: Eukaryota; Metazoa; Chordata; Aves; Piciformes; Lybiidae. Gene Ontology annotation, molecular function: nucleic acid binding; zinc ion binding. The transcript has 7 exons. The coding region runs from base 54 to 1067 and encodes 337 amino acids.
CCUGUUGAACCUACAGCAGUACCCUGAGUUUUCUUCAGGGGUCUGCAGGAAGCAUGGGGAGGGACUGGAGAAAUAGGACGAGGGGUACACCCCAGCAGGUCCGCGGCUCUCCCGUGCUGAAGACUCCAGAGCUGCACAGCGCUCCAGAUCUGAAGAAGACUCAUCCUUCAGAAGUAGCAUGCUCACAGUCUUCUUGGCCAAUGAUUCUUCUACAGCAAGCAGGACUUCUUCCUCAUCCUGAGAAGCCUUCAUCUCUUCCUAUGUCAGUGGUUACAAGGCCAAGAGCCAGCUCGCCACUGUCCCCACCAAAAUCUCUCGAACUGGGGCCUUCCUUUCAUACACAAGAAGAGGAGGUUGCAAAGGUGGAGGAGCAGGACCCUAUGUUGGAAGAACUAUGUAAGCCUCUGUGCUGCAAGCUGUGCAAUGUCACUCUGAAUUCAGCACAACAAGCCCAGGCUCAUUACCAGGGUAAAAACCACAGUAAGAAACUCCGAAAUUACUAUGCUGCCAAUAGUUGUCCAGCACCUGCCAGAAUGAGCAAUUCGGUUGAGCCUGCCCCGCCUCAGAUUGUCACCCAUCCCGCUCAGGUGGGAUCCAGUAAACCGGGUGGCAGAGUGAUCUUGGCCACAGAGAAUGAUUACUGCAAGCUUUGUGAUGCCUCGUUUAGUUCUCCGGCUGUGGCACAGGCUCACUACCAAGGGAAAAAUCAUGCCAAGCGGCUGCGCCUUGCAGAAGCACAGAAUAACUCGUUCUCGGACGCAUCAGAACUAGGCAAACGGAGGGCAAGGAAAGAAGGGAAUGAAUAUAAGAUGAUGCAGAACAGAAGAAACAUAUAUACAGUUCAAAACAACACAGGUCCUUACUUCAAUCCCCGCUCACGCCAGAGGAUUCCUCGGGAUCUGGCCAUGUGUGUCACCCCCAGUGGCCAGUUCUACUGCUCCAUGUGCAAUGCCGGGGCCAGCGAGGAGAUGGAGUUCAGACAGCACUUAGAAAGCAAGCAGCAUAAAAGCAAGGUGUCGGAGCAGCGGUACCGGAGCGAGAUGGAGAACCUAGGCUAUGUACAAUGACGCGCCACCCUUGGUAGUAGUUCGCCAAUAGAGCAGCUUGUCUCUCGCCUGCUGUUUGCCACAUGCCCUGCUUUGUGCUCCAUUUGAUAGGAGUAUGCUCUUGAGCUGUACAUGUAACACCUGCAAACUUAAUGGUAUGGUUAGAUUUUUUUUCUGUCCUAGUUGGCAGGAUGAUGCUGUGCAGGACAUGAAGUGUUUUUGGUGUUUGUUUGCUAAUUAUCUAAGGCUCUUCAUUGUAUUGAGUGGUGGGGAGGACUUUGUCUUCUUCUCAGCCUUCUGCACAAAUAUGCAACGCUCAAGAAGUGCUGGGAACUUCUGUGAUUGUACCACAGAGGUGGACCAUGUGCAAAGCCCACUCCCCUCCUUGUGCACCACACAGCAGUGCUCCAGAAUUCCUCCCUUUAGCAGACUGAAUCUCUGGGCAGCUUGUAAAAAAGGAGCAGGAGCUGGGCCUGUGAAUUUGUGAAUUAGGUGGUGUACUUGUCCACAAAUUGCUGCUUGUGGCCUCCAUUACAGCCCAGAGUAGGUUCUUUCCACAUCUUUAUAGAAAGGCUGUGCAUACCUCUCCUCCUUGGAGAGUCUUGCCUCUUACUGCUUCAUCUGAGAUGCAGAUUUCAUUUGGAACAUCUGGCAUUGGAUAUCAGCUGAUUAGCCCCAUUUUGAAAAGCUCUCUUCCACCAGUUAACAAUGGAGAGAUUCUCUGUGUAGUUGGCUGAGCAUCCUAAUGCACCGUGGGUGUAUUUCGUCUCCCUGAAGAGUGUCCGUGGGGAUCUCAGUGGUUUAAUGAAAUGAAUCAGAAAGCAAAGCUGCUCAGAUGAGAUGUGCUCUGCUCUGAUUCUGCCUUAGACUGAGUGAGGUUGAGAAUAUAUUGGAGCGAGCUGUCAGAUGUAGUUUCUUUGCAUACUGAUGUGGAAGAGAGCAAGUGUUAAUCUGUGGUCUGCAGCUCUAUUGCUUUGAGAGAGCAGGGCUGUUUGGCCUUUGAGGAACAGACACUGGUAUUGCCCACUUCCAUGCCAUUCCCUGGACAAAUCCCAGUGGGUCUUACAGAGGAGAGCUGAGAUGCUCUAGAGCUACCAAUAGUGGAUGAAUUUCCCCCCCUCUUUCUUUUCCUGUCUCAGGAUGGGUUUUAUUUCCAUUCCUUGAUGUGAAUGUCAAUGUUUUAGGGACCAUCAAAAUCCAAAGUUAGGUAGGGCAUAAAUGUGAGGGGUAAUAAUUGUUUGACUAACAGCUUUUUGGCCAUGCAGAGGAAUUCAUGAAACUUGUUAAGCAACAUUUUAAGUGUAGACAAGCCCAAAGGGUGUGUGUCUGUUUGGAUUUUCCUUAGCAAAAGUAGGAGGAUAAAGAGAAGAAGGGCUGACUUUUUCUGCUCAUUUGGCUGGGUGUGAGGAGCUGAUUGCAAUCUAAUUCACAGUGUUUCUAAAACGUUGGCUCCAGUGGCAAGUGCAGCACAUAGGUAACCUCUGUUGGACCUGAUUCACCACUGUGCUGCUACAGCUGUACGCUGGUACAGCUCCAUUGACUUCAGUGGCAGGUGCAGAGAGGGGGUAAAGGAAGCAUCAUGGCUUGUCUCUCAAUCCUCAUUAGGCAGAUUGCCGAAUUAGAUGAAGCUCCAUUGGUUUCACUAGCAUUUUACCAAGGAUAAAUUUUACUUAGUGCAUAGUGUUGAGGGUAGCUCCCUCACUCCCUUUUUUUUUGCCAUUUUGAUCCUGCCUCUUGCAUUCCAGAAGGACUUUCUGCUUGCCUUAAAAAAUGGAAAAUGAGUAAACAAAAAAUAUAGAUAGUUUUAACCUGUUUUUCUAGUCCACCUCAAAAGAAGUUUGUUGUACUUGGCUACUGGUCAGAAAUUGAGUAUUGCUAUCUUUAACUACCUGAGCUUCAGGUGGCCAUACAAUCUUGAUGCAGCCUUCCUGAAUCCAGGUACAAUAGCCAAAACCAACCCUCAUGCAUCAUUCCAUACUAAUUGUUGUCCUGCAGAUACAGAUAGAUCAGUGGACAUCCUCUUGAAUGGGAUUUCCUCCUCUCCUUUUUGCAAAGCUCUAUCAAACAGAGUUUGUACACUGGAGAAUGUUAGAAGGUAGGAGGACAGAUGCCCAGGUUGCAAAUCACUAACUGAGCAGUUGUGACAGCUUGUAAGUCUGUUUCUUCGGUGCUUUCCUACCUCUGGCUCCCCCUCUGUGCAGUGUUGAAGAGCUCUUCCCUUGCAAAAAUCUCUUCUCAGCUUUUUUGCCUCAUCUUUUGCUGUCAAAGAAGGGCUCUAGAUUUCUCUUUGUGUUCUGUCUUUUGUUCUGCUAGUCUGACCCCACUGUGCAGGGACAGAGGGAGUUGGACGAGCCUUACCACAGUGCGCUUCACCAGAGUGAUCCCUGCAUUAUGGUUAAACACCUCUCUUGCUGUAAAUUAAAGCAUGGCAUUUCCCACAGGCUGCAAUUAGUAGCAGAAAAACAACCCUUUGUGGAAUACAAUCUGCAGGAGCUGGAGGUGCUGAUGCCUAGCUUAUUGCUAGAGCCAGGGAGGCAUUUUUGUUUGCUUUAUGUCUCAAAAAUCAACUCUUCUCCACUUUGGUUGCUGCUCCUGCUUCCAGCCCAGAAAUCUGCUCUUUGGUAUUUCCAGUGACUGUUGGAAGUGUCAAAACUCAGUUUAGUCAUGUGCUGUUACCUCCUGGUGACAGCUGCUGCAGAUGUCUCACAGCACAUCAGCAUGCUAUUGGGCUUGGGAGAAUGUGUGGGUGAGAUGCAGGGGGCUGUUCCUGCAGGCUCCUCUCUGCAUGGGGCUGGGUCUAGUUUUGAGGAAUGGCUUGAGUCUGCCCCACAGAGAGGCCUGUACCUGCUUUGUUUUGUUCAAGGGAGUACAACAAGUGAAUGUCAUUGUCCUGAGAAUUUCCAAGUGAUGAGUUAUACAGUAGAUGUGGAGCAGACAAUGGGACUCAAGCACUCUUGCUGAGUGAAGCAGCCGAGCCUUGUUUUGCCCCAGUGCAAAGUGUAAUCCUUUCCUUCAAAUGACCAAAUCUUUCCUCUCCCUUUUCAGCAUUGCUUAAUGGUUGUAAGCUUCCCAGUCUCCCUCUAGCAUAGGAGAUCACUGACUGUUAAGAGCAAACACCCCACCUUACUAACACGAUGAGGCUUCAGGGCAAUCCAAACUCAUACAUGUCAGUAUGACAAACUGGUUGGAUCCUGAUCUUUGUUUUUUGGUGAAAGCUGUUCUUCAAACAAGCAUUCGAAACACAUAUUGAAAACAUGUCCUUGCCAAACCCUGUUUGACAGAGAUGGGCUGGGGAGACUGUAUGGCUGUAGUACCAUUUUCAGACCCACUCAUUCGUUCUUUCACAUUCAAGUACCAAACCUAAGAAUCAGGACUUCUGUGAAGCUGUCACAUUGGCCAGUAGGUUGAUGACUUUUGCUGCUAGAAACGAAAUGUAAACCAGUGUGUUCAUAUUUAUUUUACUGUGCUGACCACUAGUUGAUUUGUUAAUAUUUAAGACAUUGUUCUGUAGGUUGUUUUUGUUGAAAUAGGAGUCUCUACAUGGCACUUUGCUUUUGGAUUGGAGCAGGUAUUUAUUAUAGUUGUGAACGUGUUUUCCCUGCAACAUAUGCAUUGUUUUCUUUCAUUUGGUGCACACCAAACAAAACAACCCAACUCAAACAACAAAACUUACUCUCCCCAAAAAACCCAAACACAGCAACACCCAAAUCCAACCAAUGGAUCAUCUUUGUUUCUUUUCAUGCCGAACAAAGUGGGGAUUUUCUUGCAACUUGCUCAUUAAAUGUCCAGGGGUGUCUGUAUUUUUUUCCCCUCUAAUGGUUCUUUUGGUAACUUGGGAUGAUAUUUUUAAAGACAAAUGACAUUCAUGCUACAUGUAAGCAUUUCUUUUAAGGCAAGGAAGUAAACCAUAUGGAAUCCCUGAGGAUUAUGAAAGUGAUACUAUUUUCUUUGUAUUAAGCAUUAGUUGUUAUUUUGUGUUCUGCACUAACAAGUAAAUGAGUUAUAAUCUUGCCUAACAUUGGUCGCUUUUUGGCUCUCUUUGCUUUCUUCAUGCACAUCAAAAGGAACCCUGAAAACUUCUGUGGAGUUGCCUAUGAUGGUCAUCAAUGUAACAAAAUGCAGGGUUUUUUUCUGUAAAGUUGCUUGUUUUUCUUUCCUUUCCUGGAUGCCCAUUUUAGGGCAUUAGAUGGGAAAGCUACUGCCAUAAGCACGAGUUUAUAUUUUAGCUUAUUAUUAAUGCAUGAUGUCCUUUUGCUAUUUUACUUAAGUGAUACUCUCACCUGUAACCAAUGAGAAUCCUGCCUCAGGCAGGAGUAACAGAAAUACCUUAGCUAAAUACAUUAUGUUGGCUAGGGCCAGGCAAGGUACCAUGCUAAAAUUUGUCUUUUACUCCCAUGUUUGAAUUACAACACUCUUAAGGUUUUGCUUUUUUUUGAGGAAGGCAUUUCUGAUUCUGUAAGGAUUUGGUCCUGCUCUGGCUAAAACAGUUUGAAGUAUGGUGACUUUAGCUGAGUAGGAGCAAGCCUUGAAAACCCUUCAGGAAUUUCACAUUGCUGAUAUUUUCUCAUGUAUGCGUGUUUUGUUUUGUGCUUUUGGUUUUUGUCUUUUUUUUUUUCCAAAGAUGUUACAACCAUGUAUACAAGGAUGCUCUGGAUGAGAUGGACAUCAGUUGCUCAUCAUGGAAAAACAAAUGUUGUGGCUGUCAAAGGAUUGACAGAAAAUGGAGAGAUAUGGUCCUGGUUUCUUUGAAGCCAGUGCUGAGUUCCUGUUGUUUUGAGCUGUGCUGUCUUCUUUGCCAUCUGCAUGAAGUUGAAAGUGAAAAUAUAAAAGGAAAAUCCACUUUCAAAUAAAUGUGGUCAAGGAGUAGUUCUGGGAAUCUCUCCUUUAAAAAAUGGAUCACAACUGAAAAUGUCUUUUUAUCUGAAGUACCUGCAGGUAAAGGAAGGACUGUGGAUUUUUAAAAGUAAGAUCAGUUUUUCAGUCAGUGUUUUGCAGGGGAAAUACUACUUGAUGUGAUUUCCUUCUGCCUCUGUCCAGCAGCAUCAUUUGCAAUGCUUUGAAUAUGUUUCAUCUAGAGCCUUCUUGUCAGGUUUGGUUUUGUACGUUUGUCCUUAAUUUCUUUAUAUUGUACUGACCCCUGUGAGGGAGUAGUUGAUGAAAAAGAGUUUUGUUUUGUUUUUUCUUCUUCAGUACAUAAUAAAUCAUCUUGCUCUUA